UAAUUCACGUUAAGAAAUGAUAUACAAGUACUAUUCACCGCGGCCUUUGAGUGUUAAUCCAUUUUUACUGAUCAUUACGUUUUCAGCAAUGUUAGCAAAAGGUUUAGUCAAAGUUGAAAGCGUCAGCGAAGAUUGUGUUGGAGAAGGAAAUGAAUAUUCGAGGCAAUUUGAAAUGGAUAAUUUCUCACAUGUUCCUGAGGAUAUUGCUCGGUACGAUCAUUAUCGGGUAUACAAUGUUGAAUUGGAUACAGAUAUGCAUGUGGAUCUUUUCCAAAAGUUGGAACGACAGAGCGAUAGCUUGACCUUUAUGGGACACGCAAGAGAAGUGGGACAAAAGUUGACUGUUUUAGUAGCUGCACAUAAAGUAGCCGACUUUGCAGACUUAUUGCAAACUUAUCAUGUCCAGCAUCGCAUAUUGACAUAUAAUUUCCAGGAGAAAAUUGAUCGCAACAUGAAGGAAGUUUUGCCAGCAGACACACGUGCUUCGGAACUCGAUUGGAAACAUUUUUUCCAUUUGAAAACUAUUUAUUCGUGGUUGGAAUAUAUGGUGGCAAAAUAUCCCUCAGAUUUGACAUUAAUAGAUAUGGGCAAUAGUACAGAGGGUGUUCCUAUCAAGGGUUUAAAGUUGUCACGCAAUAAAUCUAACAAAGCUAUUUUUAUAGAAAGUGGUAUCCAUGCCCGUGAAUGGAUUGCUCCUGCCGCAGCUACAUAUAUUUUAAAUGAGCUUCUUACUACAAAAGAAGAAGCUGUUCAAAAGUUGGCAAACAAUUAUAACUGGAUUGUAUUCCCCUGCGUCAACCCAGAUGGUUAUAAAUAUACGUUUGAACAUGACCGAAUGUGGCGUAAGAAUCGUCAAUUAUUUGGCAUAUGCCGUGGUGUUGAUUUAAAUCGUAAUUAUCCAGAUCACUGGAAUACCACCGGGGCUAGUGGUGAUCCAUGUCGCUAUGAUUAUUCCGGUCCCAAUGCAGGAAGUGAAACUGAAACUAUACGUUUGAUGGACUUUCUUAUGGAGCAUGCCGAAAAGGAGCAAAUCAGAACUUAUAUAUCUUUACAUUCUUAUUCACAAAUGAUAAUGUUUCCCUAUGGUUAUACCAAGGAGCAUAUAGCAAACUAUGAUGAUUUACAAGAAUUUGGACGUAAUGCUGCUGGUCGUAUACGUGAACUCAGUGGUCGUAAUUAUACUACCGGAAGUUUAAUUGAAACAAUUUAUCCAUCUAGUGGAGGCAGUAUGGAUUGGGCCUACAGCAAAAUCAAAAUACCUAUUGCCUAUACUUUUGAGUUGCGGGGACCCCCAGAUAGCUCGGAUAUGUUUAUACUACCGGCUAAUGAGAUUGAGCCAACCUCUCAAGAGGCAUUUACUGCUAUUAGAACAAUAGUAGAGGGUGCUACCAAGAAAGGAUACUAUAAAUAAUUGACGUGGCUUUUGUUUGUUCAUUUAUAUCUAUACAAUUCCAUAACUAUAUAAUAUAUAUUUGAUGGUUCUAUAUUCAAAUAAUAUAAAAAAUAUAUCCUACAUAUACUUGCUGAAAAA
This is a messenger RNA of Zeugodacus cucurbitae (melon fly), 1531 nucleotides long. Its product is annotated as zinc carboxypeptidase. Gene Ontology annotation, biological process: proteolysis. NCBI's taxonomy places the organism in Eukaryota, Metazoa, Arthropoda, Insecta, Diptera, Tephritidae. Bases 17 to 1411 code for a protein of 464 amino acids. The transcript is spliced from 2 exons. Gene Ontology annotation, molecular function: metallocarboxypeptidase activity; zinc ion binding. The record is from RefSeq and is a predicted model, not a curated record.